UGCUCCCAGGCGGCUGCACUGGCUCCGAGGAGAAGGUGGAGGAGCUCCGCCGCGGGGUGAGUUCCCGGCCGCGCUGCUGCCUCGUGGACCCGGCCGGAGAACCGCUGCGGCAGAACAAACCUGGAGGCAGACCUGUAGGAGGCAAUGCUUGAAUAACUCUAAGACAGUGAAAAUGUCAGCCCUCAACUGGAAGCCCUUUGUGUAUGGAGGGCUGGCCUCCAUCACAGCAGAAUGCGGCACAUUUCCAAUUGAUUUAACUAAGACACGGCUUCAGAUUCAAGGCCAGACAAACGAUGCCAACUUCCGAGAGAUCAGGUACCGAGGCAUGCUGCACGCGCUCAUGAGGAUAGGCCGAGAAGAAGGCCUGAGGGCGCUGUAUUCAGGGAUUGCACCCGCAAUGCUGCGCCAGGCCUCCUAUGGAACCAUCAAGAUCGGCACGUACCAGAGCCUGAAGCGGUUAGCUGUGGACCGCCCAGAAGAUGAAACCCUGCUGGUCAAUGUUGUGUGUGGAAUUCUGUCUGGAGUCAUAUCCUCAGCUAUUGCUAAUCCGACUGAUGUUUUGAAAAUCCGAAUGCAAGCACAGAACAGCGCUGUCCAAGGAGGCAUGAUAGACAGCUUCAUUAGCAUUUACCAGCAGGAAGGGACCAGAGGACUGUGGAAGGGCGUGUCCCUCACAGCCCAGAGGGCAGCCAUUGUGGUCGGUGUGGAGCUUCCAGUCUAUGAUAUCACCAAGAAGCACCUGAUAUGCUCAGGCCUGAUGGGAGACACUGUUGCAACGCAUUUUCUCUCAAGCUUCACCUGUGGCCUGGUGGGGGCCUUGGCCUCAAACCCAGUCGAUGUUGUGAGAACUCGCAUGAUGAAUCAGAGAGUCCUUCGAGAUGGCAGGUGCAGGGGCUAUAAGGGUACCUUGGACUGUCUCUUGCAGACAUGGAAGAAUGAAGGGUUUUUUGCUCUAUAUAAAGGAUUUUGGCCAAAUUGGUUGCGCCUCGGUCCUUGGAAUAUCAUUUUCUUUUUGACUUACGAACAACUGAAGAAACUGGACUUGUGACCACACAAGUCAUUGUUCCGACAAACUGACUUCCUCGACAAUAGGCCCUCCUGAGCUUCUGGCUGCCUCUCACUGCACAGCUCAUCACUGCUUCUGGGAUGGGAGCAAUGGAUGGAGACCGGGUUCUUCAGAUUGCCAUGCGUUGGCCCUGGCUGCUUUCAUCUGCGUUCAGAGCCUAAAGCAUAAGAACACCCACUCACCGGUGGUUACCAUCAAAGUGCCCUUGACAUCCCAGAUAACUAAUGUACACAAUACAUCGUCCUUGCUGUAGAAAACCUGCAAGGAAAUCAGAACCGCAUGCUGCUUUCUUCCUGGAGAGCAGCCUCGCUGUCUCUGGGCUUCCGGCUAUGGACAUCGCCCCUCUGAGAAGGCUGAAGUUGGGGAGAGCUGUUAUCCCUCUACCAUCGGGAGCUUUAGUUUCCCGUCAGUGAGGAGAUUUUACGUUGGGACAGUUGUAGGAAGUACGUCUCUAGCAUACUGCACUGCUUCAUGGUUGCUGCUUGAGUAGAACCUUUCACUUACAGUAAGUAAGACUCGACCUUUGUGAGGUAGCACUAACCAUUUGCCCUAUGUUUUUUUUUUUUUAGCAGCAUUUAUUAUUUCCAUAUAUCAAAUGGGAAUAAUCAUGCUUUGUGAAGUAGGGGUUAAAUGAAGGGAAAACUGCAGAGGCAGCUGCGUGAUGGAUGAGUGUGCACACACCUAUCAGUUGGUCAACCAUAGGGCCCUCCUGGGCCUGGGGACCAAAAGCCUUUGUUAAAUAAAGAAUCUUACAGGUGAAGGUUUUUCAGUCGGCUAGUGAACUGAAGAGGCGAGGCUCCAGAGUUUUAGCCUUUACUUUAUCUUGAGGUGAGUUUAACAACCACCACCAACAACAGAAACCUUUAUCUGAGAUUUUCCUAGUUAACUUCCUUGAAAUUUAGUGGGAAAAUUAUUUUCUUCCUUCCUUUUUAAUUUUUGUGAUGUCAGGGCUAAACCCUGGUGCAUUCUGGGUAUCUUCCGCACACUGAUGUGGGCCUCUGGCCCACAUCGAUGGCCAGAGUGCCUGUUUAUCUCCAUUCUGAUAAGAGCUGUAUAACGUCCUCUACCUAGUGUUGUUUCUUCUGAAACUGUGAUGAAACCUCUUACCCUUUCAAAGCAAAAGCUGUCUCUAUCAGCACCAACAGCUUUCUAGAAGGGUGCCCAGUGCCUGCAGGUGGGCCCCGUGAAAACCUCAUUAGCGCUAAAGGAGGUUCUAAGCUGGAGCAAUGGCCAGUGCACUCCCGGGACCGAGUACUCCUUGAGGCAGAAGCAUGUAGAUUUUCUUUGAGGGUUGUGCGCUUUUUAUUCCAUACCUUUUCAAUCUGGCUUUUGAAAUUAAUGGUUCCUUUGAAAAACAGUUUGCGACGCAGAAUUUUGUUUCUAAAAGUAAAAGCUAAGACGAAGUCCUCACAGGGCCAACGGUGGCUCAAAGACAAUUCCCUCGCACGCCAUUAGAUGGCAGUAGAGGAUCUGAGCGGCUGCCGACCUGGCUCCUAGCAUUGAGUUAGAAACUUUUAUUUUUACUCUGACCUGAACAUUCCGUUGAAAUGAUAGACUCCGGAGUCUUUCUCUCUAGUCGAAAGGAUUGACUUUUUUCAAACAACUUUUUAACAUACAAAAAAGAAUCUUUUUUUAUUAAAAUUCUUUUCUUUAUCCUU
Molecule: messenger RNA, 2724 nt
Organism: Mus pahari (shrew mouse)
Lineage: Eukaryota; Metazoa; Chordata; Mammalia; Rodentia; Muridae
Gene: Slc25a30
Product: solute carrier family 25 member 30
Exons: 10
Coding region: 173-1048 (291 amino acids)
Biological process (GO): transmembrane transport
Source: RefSeq, a predicted model, not a curated record